Messenger RNA from Talaromyces atroroseus, 549 nucleotides. RefSeq lists its product as hypothetical. Bases 1 to 549 code for a protein of 182 amino acids. Lineage: Eukaryota; Fungi; Ascomycota; Eurotiomycetes; Eurotiales; Trichocomaceae. The record is from RefSeq and is a predicted model, not a curated record. The transcript has 2 exons.
AUGAGCGGCAUCUCUACCUCUGGUAUCAUCGUCAUCGUCGUGGUCGUCUCCGGCCUCCUGGUGGCCAUCUUCUGGUCCUUCAGCGCCCACUACAGCCGAGGCUCAACGAUGGCCGACGCGACGCAUCAAAUAUCACACGAGCAGGAUGCAUAUAUGCGACAAGUGCGACAACGGACGCAUCAACAUGCCUACGCCGAGUCUCUCUCUGCUAUCGGUGACGGUGCGACUACCACUCGCACGUCGCAGGUAUGGUCCAAUACUCAUAACGGCGGCGCUGCGACAUCUCCGAAUACCCCCAUGACUCCUGUCGCUGUCGCUGUUGCAGGUUCGCGGAGGAUGAGUAACCAAAAUCCAUAUUUCCCGCGAGAGAAGGAUGGGUCGAGGGUGAAUUAUUCGGCCUAUGAUGAGCAAGCGGAUUAUUAUGAAGAGCAGUCGCCGUACGGAAAUAAUACUUACAAUGAGUAUGGGUAUGAGCAGCAGCAGCAGCAACCGCUGCCACAACAAUCGGAUGAGAAAGCUCAGCCUAUUCAGCCGCAUCAGCAGGUUUGA